AUGUUUAAAAAGACGAGUGAGAAGUUGCUUGAAGUGAUCAACGAGGGGGAUGUUGAGAAGGUGAAAGUGUUUUUGGCGAAGAAGCGGAUGACCAAAAAGAUGUUUGAGAAUUACAAACGGAAAUCGGACAACCCUUUAUAUGUUCCCAUAGAGACUCACAACCCGACAGUAUUUUUAGAAUUAUUAAAGACCGCUGUCCGUCUUAAUGUAGAUGUGAAUAAGAAGGAUGAAGUUGGGAUGUCCAUAUUACAUUACAUUUGUUAUGAAUUUAUGAUGGAUGCGUCACCUCUCUUAGCUUUAUUAGAAGUCCCCAACAUUGAUGUGAAUACGACUACGACCGACAAUCAAACACCGCUUCAUAUCUUUUGUAAUCGUUUUCAAAAUGUGCAGUCGUACAAGACUGUCUUACAACGAUUUGUUGACUUAGGGACUAAAAUCGAUGCGAAGAAUAAAGGGAUGGAAACUCCUUUAAUGAAGACGGUGCGAAAUGAGAAGUUACGUGGUUUGAUUGUCCAAUUUCUGAUAGAUCAUGGCGCUGAUGUGAAUGCGCGAAAUAACAAACAAAACACGGCUCUUCAUUUAGUCGCACAUAUGAGUCGAGUUGAUUUAGUGAAUACACUAGUUAAAGGAGGUGCGGACAUCUAUGCGGUCAAUGCGGAAGGGGAGACGCCGUUACAAUUAGCUCAGCGGAAGAAGAAUUUUGUAGUUCUGAAUAAGUUCUAUGAAGUCCACAAUUUGCUGCAAUGGCUCUCCUCCAUUUCAGUCGAAUUUGCACAGAAAUAUGCACUGAAGUUCUUACAACAGGAGGUCCACCCGGCGUUAUUGAAGAGUCUCAACGACAAGGAAAUGGCGGAAGUCUUCGAGGCGAUCGCGGAGACAAAGGACGACAUUCAGAUCUUAACGAAGUCGAUCAAAGAGUUUAAUGUGAUUGAGCAGAGUGAGAGUGAGAUGCGUGCGGUAGCUUUAAUGGCUUCAACGGGUGAUCGCAAGAGUUUAUUAAAUUGUAAGCGUCUUUCAUUAUUACCGACAAGUGUAGGGUCGUGGACGAUAGAUCCUGCUAGUAUAGAGUUUACUGGGGAGACGAAGCCAUCUCGUUCGAAUAAAGUAGGAACAGGAUCGACGUGUAGUGUAUAUCGAGGGAUAUAUAAGAAAGAUGGAGGAAUAGGUGGAUGUGCUGAAUAUGAUGUUGCGGUGAAGAUAAUGGAUGAAGGCGUCGAUUUAUCAGAGAGUUCUGAAUUUUCGCAUGAAUUUGAGAUUCAGAAGAGUGUCUCACAUAAGAACAUUGUGAAGUUCUUUGGAAUUGUGUUGGAACAAAACGUCUCGUUAGUGAUGGAGUUCUGCGCUCAUUUUUCUUUAUUUGAUGUGAUGAAUGACCCAAAUCAGCAAAUUGACUUUUCUACAGCACUCAAUUUCUGUGAACAGAUGUGUACCGGCUUGGACAUUUUACAUGAAAAUAUGCCGAGUAUUUUACAUCGCGAUUUUAAGUCGUUGAAUGUUUUGGUGACUGCAAAAUACGUCUUGAAAAUCAGUGAUUUUGGGAUGAGUCGUUUUGAUACUCCAGAGAAUCAAGAAACUGAUUUAAAAGAGAUCAGUGGGACUAUUCCAUAUUGUUGUCCCGAAAUUGUGCCUUCAGAACAUUCCCAAGGGGGGGUCUAUACCACUAAAAGUGAUAUCUAUUCCCUUGGCAUCGUCUUCUGGGAGAUCUUUCGAAGAGUAGUCUUUGGGGCAUAUACUAAGCCAUGGUUCACUGAAUAUAACAUCCCAGCCGCUAAUGACUUUGCCAUCUUCAAUUUGCUGAGUACAGGCAAACGGCCCACUUUAAGUGAAAAGUGUUGUACGGAAGCGUGUAGGAAUUAUGUUCCUCCAUCGAUCUAUAAAAUGUAUACGGACUGCGUCGCACAAGAUCCAAGUGCUCGACCUACUGCUAAGGAGUUAAUACUUACUAUUAAGAACAUUAGUAAGGAAUAUGAGAGCAAUAAAACUGCUUGGGACAAGUACUACGUCCCCGUCGGGUAUAAAAAGGUGUAA
Messenger RNA from Entamoeba invadens IP1, 2028 nucleotides. RefSeq names its product serine-threonine protein kinase, putative. Gene Ontology annotation, molecular function: ATP binding; protein binding; protein kinase activity. The record is from RefSeq and is a predicted model, not a curated record. Bases 1 to 2028 code for a protein of 675 amino acids. NCBI's taxonomy places the organism in Eukaryota, Evosea, Mastigamoebida, Endamoebidae. The transcript has a single exon. Gene Ontology annotation, biological process: protein phosphorylation.